AAGGUUCCUACGACGAAAGUAGCAGGAUGAUGUUGAGUAUCUUGACCAUUUUCGCCAUCCUCCGUGUGACUGUGGGAGAUCAUGAGCUCACUACGGCUAAAGCGAGAUUCGAGGAGCACAAGGUCGUUCCGGACGUAGUUCCCGUGGCACCUCCGACAACUGUCGAGGUUGACUACGGGAACGGCGUCUCGCUUCAUCUCGGCAACGUUCUGACCCCGACCCAGGUGAAAUCUCCGCCCAAGUCUCUUUCUUGGGAAGCAGAGCCCGGUGCAUUGUACACGCUCCUCAUGACAGAUCCCGAUGCUCCAUCCCGAGAGAACCGGACCAUAAGUGAAGUGAAGCAUUGGCUGGUAGUGAAUAUUCCCGGGACUGCCGUCAAUCAAGGAGAGGAAAUAGCUGGUUACAGGGGGUCCGGACCGCCUAAGAACACAGGCCUCCAUCGUUAUGUCGUACUUGUGUACAAACAGCCGACACGGCUCGAGAUUACCGAAAAGAGAGUUCCAAGCUCUUCUCGUGAAAAUCGCUAUAAAUGGAGUGCCAGCAAAUUCGCUGCGCAGUACAACCUUGGAGACCCCUACGCAGGAAAUUUCUACCAGGCCGAAUGGGACUCGUACGUGGACACCAUUCCAAAAUGAAGGGCACGAAUAAGACCCAUCAAUAUUUUCUGAGAUAAAACUGCUGUUUAAUCCCU
Molecule: messenger RNA, 691 nt
Organism: Galendromus occidentalis (western predatory mite)
Lineage: Eukaryota; Metazoa; Arthropoda; Arachnida; Mesostigmata; Phytoseiidae
Product: protein D3
Exons: 3
Coding region: 27-635 (202 amino acids)
Source: RefSeq, a predicted model, not a curated record